AUGUCUAAUCAAAAGGGGAAGCAGUCCGCUGGUGCUGGCAAGGGCAAAAAGAGCUCUAAGCCCAGUGCUGAGAGCAAGUCUGAGGAGGUGCUGCAAGCUGUGGUCCUUACAGACUCUUUUCAAGACCGAUUCAAGCCCUUGAGCAUUGAGACACCAAGAUGUCUCCUCCCCCUCGCCAAUGUCCCCCUAAUCGAAUACACCCUUGAAUUCCUCUCUAUGAAUGGAGUCCAGGAAGUUUACCUAUACUGUGGUCCCCAUACCGAAGAGGUAGAGGCCUACAUCUCCAAGUCACGAUGGGCGCAAGGCUCCAAGACGACUCCCUUCACCCACCUUCAAUUCGUCCGAGUAUCCGACGCCAACUCAGUUGGUGAUAUCCUUCGCGACCUCGACAAGCGCAGUCUAAUCUCGGGUGACUUCAUCCUUGUCCAUGGCGACCUCGUCUCUAAUAUUCCCAUCCAAGGCAUCCUCGACGCGCAUCGCAAGCGUCGUGAGGCCAGCGCUGACAAUAUCAUGACCGUCGUGCUCAAGAACGCCGGUUCGAGUUCCCAUAGGACGAAGACACCCGGAAUUACACCUGUAUACGUCGUAGAUACGGAAACAAAGAGGUGUCUCCAAUACGACGAGAUCCACCCCCUGCAGUCCGACCACUAUACUAUUCUGGACCCCACGGUGCUGGACGAGCUGGCCACAGAUUUUGAGAUUCGAGCCGAUCUCAUCGAUCCCCAGAUCGACAUCUGCACACCCGCCGCGCUGGCCCUUUGGUCCGAUAGUUUUGACUACGAGAUGCCCCGUCGUGAUUUCCUUAACGGUGUGCUCAAGGACUGGGAGCUAAACGGCAAGUCCAUAUACGCAGAGAUUGUCGAGGAAGGCUAUGCGGCCCGCGCUAGCAGUCUCCCCAUGUACGAAUCUGUCAGCCGCGAUAUCUUGGGUCGGUGGUCUUUCCCCUUCGUCCCCGAUUGCAACAUCUUCCCCGGUCAGGCGUACGAACUUACCAGGGGCGGGAACUACCUUGAGCGCGAUGUGUCACUGGCAAACGAUGCUCACAUUUCCGGGUCUGUUAUCGCGAGAAAGAGUUCCGUGGGCGACGGAUCAACCAUUCUGAACACAAUUAUCGGUCGCAAUUGCAAGAUUGGCAAGAAUGUCACCAUCACUGACAGCUUCAUCUGGGACGGCACGACCGUUGGCGACAAUACCACCAUCACGCGCUCGAUUAUAGCAGGAGCCGGCGCGACAGUCGGAAACAAGUGUACUAUUGAGGAGGGAUGUGUCCUUUCUUUUGGUGUAAUUACAGGCGAUAACAUUACGGUUGCAAAGGAUGCUCUCAUUUCCAAGGUCGACGCCGGUGGCUUGCAAGUUCAACCAGACGUCAAGCUUCUAGGUGCUUCGGCCCAAGGUGCUCCUUUCGUGGACCCUGAAGAGGACGAACUUGCCGAGGAGGACCCGUCUUCCCUCCAACGCCGACUCAUCUACUCCAUCGAGCACCUCUCCUUCUCAAGCUCUUCUAUCUCCACCCUCGCCUCCGACGACGAAGAUUCGGACCACGGCAGCUCUCGCCCAGACACCCCCUCAGGCUUCACUUCAACCCGCUCCCGCCUCUCCUCCUUCGCAUCGGACGACUCCACCAGCCGCUCCUCCUUCCACACCGACGCCGUCAAUGGCCUCCUCGACGCCCUCCGCGACCCCACGGGCGACUUCGACUCUGCCAAGAUGGAAUUCCUCGGCCUCCGCCUCGCCAAUGACGCCUCCGAAGCCGCCGUCCGCAAGGCCGUCGCCGUCACGCUCGCCCGCCGCACCGCCGAGCUUCUCGAUUCAGGCCUCGAGCCCACCAAGGCCGCUGAGAGUGCCCUCCGCGCCCGCAAGGGCGUCAGCAAGUUCGUCGAGGAGGUCGGCGUCGGCGAGUCUGAAGCCGAUCAGGUCGAGUUUGCGCUGGCUCUGCAGCGCGCCGUAUCCGGGUUGAGGAGUUUGGAGUCUGCUAGGGCUGGGUUGCUACUCGCCGCGCUGUUUCAGCAGCUGUAUGCGCUUGAUAUUCUUGAGGAGGAUGGGAUUUUGACGUGGUGGGAGGAUGAGCGGGCUGUUAAGGGCAGCAGUAUGGAGGCUGUGAAGGAGAGGUGUAAGGCGCUUGUGGAGUGGCUAGAGAAUGCGGAGGAGGAGGAUGAUAGUGAUGACGAGGAUGAUGAUGAUGAGUAG
Molecule: messenger RNA, 2187 nt
Organism: Scedosporium apiospermum
Lineage: Eukaryota; Fungi; Ascomycota; Sordariomycetes; Microascales; Microascaceae
Product: eIF4-gamma/eIF5/eIF2-epsilon
Exons: 3
Coding region: 1-2187 (728 amino acids)
Cellular component (GO): eukaryotic translation initiation factor 2B complex
Molecular function (GO): translation initiation factor activity; guanyl-nucleotide exchange factor activity; translation initiation factor binding
Source: RefSeq, a predicted model, not a curated record